CAACCUUUCUCAUUUAUCACCGCAACAAAAGAAGAAAAAGUAAAUCUCCGGGUCAUCGAAUUUCACGCGGUUGCAUGAUUACCUCGGUCUUUUUUUAUGCAAUCGCAUGUGAUACGUGAUUCGGAGAGCGGGGCACAAGUCGUCUUACGAGGGAGUGGGAGGAAAGGGAAGAGAGAGAGAAAGAGAUAGAUAAUCCUUCCGAUCUUCGUUAUAUCAAGCGGAAGGAGUAAUGUCAGACUUGUACUCGCGCUCUCCUUUGAGAUUUCACUUUCCUCUUGUGAACGCGUAUAAUGCCAACUCUCAGCAACGAGCACAGUGGAAAAAAAGACAUUUGCAAUUUUGCCGCCUGAAAAAAGAGAAGAGGAAUUCUCUUUCAUUCAGACGUGAUCGUGCUAAUCGGCUGAAGGCGAUCAGCCAUAGCGGGUGAUCUCGUGAUUACUCCCCGUGACCGAUCGGAAGGCGAGACCAACGAAAGAGCUGUCGAUGAUCCCGAGAAAAAUGACGAAGUCUCGCGUGCACGCGUGCACCAUGCUGUGCCAGGCAUGAAGACGCAUCCAGUAUCAUCCUGAGUCAUUUAUCAUCGUUCCACGCGCCUCGCAGGUUAUGUGAGACUCGUGGAUCGCUCGGAGGGACGAUCGGAGGGACGUAGACGAGUUAUGGUGUACACCCCGGUCUCUCGUGAGCGUCAUCGCUUGUGAAGGCCUAAUGGAGCGGAACGGUGCCCGAGAGAUGGAGGAGCGUAGAUGCAUUCGAGAUACUGGAAGGGCCCUGAAGAAGUACGGGAGCACAGCCAAGCACAUGACACGGACCGAGAGCUUGGUGAAGCACACGGUGUGCCCCACGGACACCCUCCAAGGGAUAGCACUUAAAUAUGGAGUUACGACGGAACAAAUAAGAAGGAUUAACCGAUUAUGGGCGUCAGAUAGUUUAUUUUUACGAGAGCAUUUGCUUAUUCCCGCUAGUGCGGAAAGUCCUGCUUCUACAUAUAAUGAUGAGCCGGUAGUUUCUGAAGAAUCCGAUAUCCCUCCAAAUAUAUCUAGUCCUUCUUCAAUAUCAUCAUCGAUUGGUGACGAAAAUUCCAUUAAUGAUUUCUUAGCUAAGAUGGAUACUUCUAUAGCUAAUGCUAAGAGAGAUGUUAAGCGUGCUCAAGGGAAUAGUGAAUUUUGCGUUGACAGCAAUGACAUUUAUGUACAACGACGGCGUGGAUCUGCUAAAUUACGAAAUUCAUUUCCUACCACGUCAAAUACUUAUUCGACGUCCUCCUCUGAUCCUGUCAGACCAGUGUCCUCUAGUGAUAUGCAUAACUUUCCAACUGCUGUGGUUAUGACGCAAGGAAGAAGAGUAAAGACUUCCUUACAAAGACUCGAGCAGCAGCAAGACGAAAUGUUCCAGUUGUAGCGUUUAAGUUUUAUUGGGCUGUAAUAUCCUGUGUGUGUCGACUGUUAUUAAAAAAGCUUGUAGGAAAGGAUGUACUGUAUAUCAAUGCGAAUAGGAUAUCGUUUAUUAUGUCUAACGUUGAUAGAUCCAGUUAUCUUGAUUUAACUACGUUAAACUGCACGGCUCUCUUUCUCUUUUCUCUCUCUCAUUCACGUGAAAGAUUGUAUCCUGCAGCUAAUCUAAGUAAUAUUCUUAAGAUUUACAUUAUUAUUAUAUCUCGAUUUUAUAACUCUUUCUCAUUAUAGUAAUAUCACAAUGACUGGAUCAGCUAAUCUUUGUAUGCAACACUAAACACUAAACUGUUUUACAUAACGUUGCUUAGUGGACCACAUGUGCCUUGAAUAUUAAUGUCUGCAUUAUGCAAGGAUCCUCUUCAUGCUUCAUUUUUUUUCCGAUUAAGUCGCAUAAAAAUCGAUGUUUUCUUUUUCAAAGGCUUUAUUUUUUAUUUUCUGUUUUUAAUUUUUUUGAAUACUGUGAUGAUCUACCUAAAAAUUUGGCAAAAAAAA
This is a messenger RNA of Pogonomyrmex barbatus (red harvester ant), 1943 nucleotides long. RefSeq names its product LysM peptidoglycan-binding domain-containing protein red (gene red). Lineage: Eukaryota; Metazoa; Arthropoda; Insecta; Hymenoptera; Formicidae. The record is from RefSeq and is a predicted model, not a curated record.